UGUGCCACCACUUACAUCUGGAAUUCAGACGGGGUCUCAAGUACGCCAGCUACGUCAAGGAAAUUAUUGAUUUUCGCAUGUGAAGUGAAAAAAACUGACUCGAUUCUAUGUGUGCUGGCAAAAGUUCAAUAAUUUAAUAAAUGAAAGGAAUAAAAACUCCGAAAAAGGACAACCAGCUAUCCUGUAAGUGGGGGCGUGGCAGCUGGUCAGGUCCCGGGAUGGCUGACAGUGAAUUCGAGGAGUUUCGUAGACCCAUUUUUGAGCCCCAUACGAUUGCCACAUUUGGAGCUGGAGUGGCCAAUAAGAAAAACAAUCCACAUGCAUUUUACUCUCUGAUUCCCAACGAUGACCUGGAGGACUCACACUCCUCGAAGAGCGACGGCGAUGGCUCCGAUCAGGAGGACGGCAUCGGCCUGGCCGGCAGGGAUGCCAAGAUGCAUCAAGUAGAGGAUGACGAGCUGGGCGAUGGUCUGAAGGUCACUCUGUCGUCUGACGGCUCCCUGGAUACCAAUGACUCCUUCAACUCACACCGACACCAUCCACUAAACCACCAGGAUGCAAUUGGUGGCUUCAUGGGUCUCAACAGCAUGGACACUAGUGGCUUGGGCGGUGGUGGUUGUAAUUCGGCUCCAGUGACGAUUGGGGCCAGCACGGAUUUGUUGACUCCAAAUGCAGCUGCCACACGGCGGCGUCGCAAGUUACCAGAAAUACCAAAAAACAAAAAAUCUUCCAUUUUGCAUCUUCUAGGUGGCCCCACCUUUGGCUCUCUGGCAGAUGAGUUCCGUAACGGUGGAGGUAUUGUUCCGGGAACUGGACGAAACAGUCAGCAGCGCUCGUUCUUGUCCCUCAAAUGUGGCUACUUGAUGGACGAGGACUCCAGUCCGGAUUCGGAGCGACUGCAGAGUCUCGGGGAUGUGGACAGCGGACACAGCACGGCCCAUUCGCCGAACGAUUUCAAGAGCAUGUCGCCCCAGAUCACAUCGCCCGUCUCCCAGUCCCCCUUUCCGCCUCCGUUCGGGGGCGUGCCCUUUGGACAGCUGGAGAUGCUGGAGGCUACACACCGCGGCCUGCACAAGUUCGUGCCCCGGCACCAUGACGAGAUCGAGCUUGAGAUCGGUGACGCCAUCUACGUGCAGAAGGAGGCCGAGGACCUGUGGUGCGAGGGGGUGAACCUACGCACCGGGCGGCAGGGCAUCUUCCCCUCGGCCUACGCCGUUGAUCUGGACUACAACGAGUUCGAUCCGACGGUGCAGCUGGUGAAGAAGGAGCGCUACCUACUGGGCUACCUCGGUUCCGUGGAGACCUUGGCGCACAAGGGGACUGGCGUGGUGUGCCAGGCGGUGCGCAAGAUCGUGGGAGAGUACGGAAAUUCUCCAUCGGGACAGACCUGCAUCCUGGAGGUAUCCGACCAGGGACUCCGCAUGGUGGAUCGAUCAGGACCGAAUCAAAACAAAAAGGAAAAGAAACCUUGUAUCGAUUACUUCUACUCUCUGAAGAACGUAUCCUUCUGUGCAUUCCACCCUCGAGAUCAUCGCUUCAUUGGCUUCAUAACCAAACACCCGACAGUGCAGAGGUUCGCCUGUCAUGUAUUCAAGGGCUCAGAGUCGACUAGACCUGUGGCCGAGGCAGUUGGUCGUGCUUUCCAACGUUUCUAUCAGAAAUUCAUUGAAACCGCUUAUCCCAUCGAGGACAUCUACAUCGAGUAAGGUUGCUAGGCGGUUUUGUGCUUCUAAAUGAUGAAUUCAUUAAACAAUAUAAUAUAUAUUUUUUGUGCGGUUAUUCAAAAUAAAAACAAAACAAAUCUCAAGUAAAAAUUUGCUCUUCUUCAAAGAGAAUCUUAAAAACAAAUUCAAUAAGCUCGCAAUAGAAACCCUAGCUAUAAAAACCACAUUACUCUUAGAUUAUUAUAAUUUCUCCGUUCCUACGAAAUGUGCAAGAUCUUAGACAUGUAAAUAGUUAAUUUUGGUUCAGAACUCUCCCCUAGACACACGCUUCAAGCAAUCAGCAAUCUUUUUUCCAGAUAGGAACACACACAUUCUUUACACUUUAAAACAAAGAUAGCUUAAACAAAUGCACAACCAAUAAACCACACGGAUAAGCCUCAAAUUUGUAACCAUAGAUUGGUUGGCUCUUUUUGUAAAACCUUUCAACCAAUAAUUUAAAUAUAUUUUAUUUUUUAAAUUCCAAAACCAUGGCAAAGCACAAAUAGAGUGAGGCCAAAGUACUUUAGACACCUUCGUGUAUCUUAACUUUAGUUAUCUCAAUUUUUUUUUAGUUUCCAGAGUCAGCAAUUGAAUAAUAAAGCACACCAGCAGCUACAUUUUCAAGUAUACCCCUUAAAAGCCCAGUUCUAAGAUGUAAACCCCUUAAAGUUGUAUACAAGCAGACGAAUAUAUAUACUGUAUAUGUAUACAAAAGAAAUAUAUAUAUAAUGCAAAACAAUA
This is a messenger RNA of Drosophila bipectinata, 2444 nucleotides long. It is a transcript of the gene Aplip1, whose product is annotated as JNK-interacting protein Aplip1. The record is from RefSeq and is a predicted model, not a curated record. Gene Ontology annotation, biological process: JNK cascade; regulation of JNK cascade. Gene Ontology annotation, molecular function: MAP kinase scaffold activity; JUN kinase binding. Gene Ontology annotation, cellular component: cytoplasm. Lineage: Eukaryota; Metazoa; Arthropoda; Insecta; Diptera; Drosophilidae.